Messenger RNA from Clunio marinus, 1129 nucleotides. The record is from the annotation of a GenBank genome assembly. Lineage: Eukaryota; Metazoa; Arthropoda; Insecta; Diptera; Chironomidae.
AUGGAGAAUUUUGAAGAUUUCGAAAAUAAAAGCUAUGUGCCCGCGAGAGAAGUUCGAUACACUUUAACAGAUCACCUUGUAUUUAUAAAAAACUUUUUAAUAGUUGUUCUGAAAGUAGCUUUAAAAUUAGUGACAGAAAUUGCAGAAAUUGUUAUUGAAUUGUUUAAACCAAAGAAGCCAAAAAAUAUUUCAGGCCAAUUAGCGCUCAUCACGGGUGGAGCAAAUGGUCUCGGUCGAGCGAUAGCAUUCCGAUUAGCUCAAGAAAAAUGCAAUAUCGUUAUCGUUGAUGUGAACAUAAAGGAAGCACAUGCCACAGCAUCAGAAAUAGCGGAAAAGUUCAAGGUCAAAACUCGUGCUUACAAAGUGGACGUCUCGGAUUACGAUGCCAUUCAACAGCUGAAGAAUGACGUAGAAAACGAUUUUGGAAGUGUCGAUAUACUUGUGAAUAAUGCUGGAAUAUUGAGCAAGAUAUCAUUGCGUGAAGGUCGCGCGGCUGAUGUUCAAAAAGUUAUUAACGUUAAUCUCACUUCUCACUUCUGGACCGUUCGCACAUUUAUUGAAAAGAUGAUUGAAAAUAGGCGUGGACACAUAGUAGCAAUAUCGUCAUUAGGUGGAAAAAUUGCGUUUCCGCUUGCAUGUGCAUAUUGUGCUACAAAGUUUGGAGUGAGAGGCUUUAUGGAAGCUUUAUACGAUGAACUUUGUGUGGAUAAUUAUGAAACAUUUAUUAAAACAACUUGCGUGUUUCCAGCAUUUGUGAACACGAGAAAAGAACUAAGUGAUGUCUUAGAUCAGACAAAAGAAUUGGGUCCGAGAAUGUCCCCACGUUAUGCCGCAAAUAAAAUUGUUGAAGGCAUGCUACUUGACAAAAGAGAUAUUACACUUCCCUCUGGAGCUAAACUUCUGCAGAUUGUAGGAUUCUUUCCUGAUAAAACCAUGAAAUACACAAAAACCAAUAUUACGCCGGUUAGUCAUCUUCAACGUGCAGAAAGGAAGCCUGAAAACUUCAACAAAACAGAUUGAAUGAACGAAAAUAUUUAUCUAUUUAAAUAUUAGACUGAAAACUUUUCAAUUUUAGCAAUAAAGAAAGAAAUUGUAAUUGGUUUUAAAAAGGCAUUAAAGCCUUAUUGAA